Lactuca virosa is the source of this 462-nucleotide messenger RNA. NCBI's taxonomy places the organism in Eukaryota, Viridiplantae, Streptophyta, Magnoliopsida, Asterales, Asteraceae. The record is from the annotation of a GenBank genome assembly.
AAGGUCUACACGCUUUUAUUCAUAACCUGAAAAAAAAAUGUUUAUCUGUUUUCUCUCAAUGUAUCGACGCCUCCAUAAUUCAUUCUUCCACAAUUCAACGCCUCCCUCCUUCAUCGUUCAUCUUGUUCCUCUCUCUCGGUGUCGGCGUCGUCCCGGUGGUCGUUCACAACCGUCUUCGUCGUCUAGAAGUCGUUCGCUAUUCCGACAUCACCCUCUUCCCGCUACAUUCUUCCGCCGAUGCCAGUCUUCUCAUCUACACAAAUUUGAAUGGGUGAAAGAUGUGUUUGAUGAUGCUGCUUAAUGUUAUUAUAUGGAGUUUUUGAUGAUUUUUUUUUAUAUACAUGGAAUUUUGAUUAGAUUACAAUGGCUAUUUAAUGUAAAAGAAAAAUUAUCUCGUUAAAUGAUAAUUUGAUUAGAUUGCAAUUGACAAUUUGAUGUUAUUUAUGUAUAUAAUUGUCACAG